GUCGCACGAGUUUGACAUUGCUUCCACGUGGUGAACGGAAGACGACAACAGGAAGUGACCCAGGGGCAUGCAGUGCAAUGUUUUAGAAUCCGCAGCUGCCGAGCUGGUUGAUGAAAGUCUUCAUCCUCUUGAGCAGCUGGAGCUUUUGACGGCGAAGGUGGAUGAACUGAAAGCCAAGGGUGAGACGGAUGCGGUCAUUGAGUGUCGAAUCAAGCAGCUAAGUCUUCAAAAGGUGCUGUCCCACAUCCACCGAUUUCCGCUUCAGCCAGUGAUACAAGCCCAAGCAGCACUGGCAGAGGCAUAUGGCCAGGGAGGCUACUUUGCACAGGCCAAACAGCACAUUACGCAAGCACGAGAAGUGUGCAAUGGUGGAAUCUAUGGUGACCUGCAAUGUCGGCGUUUGCAGGCUGACCUCCUCGCUUCUGAGGGGACCAUUUGCUUUGCGGAAGGGCAGCUUGAGGCCGCUGAGAAAGCUCUGAUGGAUGCAGCCCGACUGGGACGAGAGACGCGCGGAGGCCUCGAUCGCUUCACUGCGCAGGUUCACAUUCUUUUGGGACAAGUUGCGACUCAGAGAGGGAACGUCGACAAAGCCAUCGACCACUUCUCUGAUGCGUGGGAGGCUUAUGAAGACAUUGAUGGUCGAACAGCCGAGCCUACUCUUCGCGUAAGGUUGCAAAUGGCGGAGGCUCAACGAACAGCUGAUGAUGACAGGUCCCAAAAAGCCGUGGAAGAGUUGCAGGACGUUGUGCGGAUCCUCGUGGAAAUCCUGGAGGGCAAGGAGGGCGUCCCUCAACUUCCUCGGUUACUGGCUGAGAGUUCUUUGCGUCUUGCCCUUUGGCUACAAGCAGAUGAACGUGAUCAAGAAGCAUUCCAGGCUCUGGAGAUUGCGGAAAACACGUGCAAGAAGAAUUGCAGUGAGGAAGACCUGAUGGCCAUUGACAUCAAGCGCCAUAUGGCUUCCCUUCAUAUCAAGUUGGGAAGAAAAAAGGAGGCUCUGGAGUAUUUAAAAGAUGUGGAGUACUUCGAGCGACGGCUCCAUGGCUCACAGUCUGUCCAAGUUGCCCGCACUCUGAAGGCAUUGGGUACCGUUUAUGCAGCAGAUGGAAAUCAAGCGGAAGCUGAAUCGUCCUUUCAUCAGGCCUUGAGGAUUUUCGAGACGGACCGCCACCAGAACGCUGGCUUUAUCCGUGAUAUCAAUGCCAUGCUGCAGAGCAUGACGACUGCUUGAUGGCAGUGACCUGCCUACGACAAACUCUGUACAUAGUGCAUCAAAGUGCUGCAACGUCGGUUCGUUACGAUGGAC
Messenger RNA from Cladocopium goreaui, 1303 nucleotides. Lineage: Eukaryota; Dinophyceae; Suessiales; Symbiodiniaceae. The record is from the annotation of a GenBank genome assembly.